CUGUAUUUAGCAUCCUUUCAAGAAAGGUGUCUUAUUUUCGAUUUCAGCAUUUCUAUUACUUUCUAUAAUUACUUGAUUACAAGUUUUUUUGGGGAAUUCUCCUAUCCAUUUCCAAAACAUCUUUAAACGAAUGCGUAAAAAAUUGUUUUGCCACUUUAUUGCCAAUCCUCUAAUACUUAUUUACCAAACCGUCAUAUUCCCUUUUGCAUUUUUCUCUUGUCACAUUUUCCUCUUUCUUGUCUUCCUUCUGUUGUAGUUUUUCAUUAUUUUUUUAAUGCAUAAAGUAUUCAAUAUUGUGUAAGGAAGAAAGUCAAUAUCUUUUUCAAUCUCGUUAGAGAGGUUGAAUAGAGUAAUUUUGUUAAGAAAAAAUAAGAAUAAAAGCGAAAAAGAGCAAUGUCAAAGUCAAGGAAGUAAAUCAAUAAAUAUUAUAUACAGCUAUGCAUGUACACAACCAUAAAAUUUACCUAUGCAAGAAGCGCAUUGCCUAGAGACGCUGUUAUUAUUGAUUUCCAUCCAGCUAGCCAUAGCCAGAAAAAUAAAUUAUAACUAUUAAUUUAUCUACAGAAUGUCUAUGAAAAAGUUACUAAGAAGAACUGAUUCUAUUACAAUCCGUUUGGAUACAAACGAAAAGAGACGCCAAAGUAUACCUCCAGUAAGUAUUUGUGAAAAACCAGAAAAGCCAUCAGUGGCAUCUGGGUCCUGCCCAAAUUUGAAUGAGCGGGAGCAAGUUAAUAAAACGGCAAUAAGGCAUUCGAUUUCUUCUGAUGCAAGAUUACAAUAUAAAUCAAUAUCCUCUGGACAGAGAGGACAAAACUUAUUACAAGUUCCUGAUUUAUUUACAACUAGUCAUGAACAUUCUCAAAAUAUGAAAAAACCUUUAGGAAAAUCUUUAUCGGAUUCUCCAAUAUUGAAAAUUUCAAUGAGAUCAUCUGAAUUCCGAGAUGAUAGUGGACUAGGUAGGCCAUUAAUAUUGCCUGUCCUCCGAGAUCAAUUAUAUAUUGGGAAUAGAGAAGCAGCUUUAAACGAAGGAAUGCUCUGUAAAUUUCAAAUUUCCUGCCUAGUCGAUUUGACAAACGAACAAGUUCCACCUUUCUCUAAUAUUCCGUGCCCAUGCGGGGCUGAUAAACAUCCAAGAGCCGCUUUGAGAUUAAACAUAGACUUUAAACAUCAUCAAGAAAUGCUAGAGAAUUUAGAAAAAAUUAACAAAUUUAUUAAAGGAAUUUAGAAUGAAAAAGUUUAUUAUUUAUUAUUGUCACUAUGUACAAGUCAACAUAUUUAUAAAGAUAUAUAUAUACAGUAUAUACAGUACAUAUGUACAUAUGUAUAUAUAGAACAGAUACCUUAAUUAGCUAUUUAAAUUUAGACGCAGAAGCGAUAUAUUUGUAUAUAUAUAUAUUAGAUAUAUACACUCAUAUACAUAUAUUUAUAGCCAUAAUCCUUUGAAAUGAACAAAAAUAGCAUAAGUCUUUUAAUAGAAGAACAGUAUAAAAAAGUACUGGUUUCAUAAAGCAAGAAGAGAAAAGGAAAGAAGAAAAGAAAUGAUUCAUUACUUAAAUUGUAUUUAUUAAGAUGAAAAUAAUAUUUGAAAUAUUAUUUUUACGAUUAAAUUAAGAAAAAACAGGACUUUAUUCUAGUUAAAGGAAAAAUAAAGCUUAAAUUAUACUUUCAAUAUGCAAGCUGUUGAAAUUUGAUAGAAAGUUAAAUACGCUGUACUUGUCGUUAUUCUGAUUAAAUUACGCUUUAUUUGCGGCUUUAUUAUCAACAUAGGAUUAAUUCGUAACUAGAUGUUCUCUUUUUAUAAUUUGUAUCUGCUAGGUAUAUAAACUAUAUUUUUUAUAGUCUUAAUAUGUAAACUAGAUUUACUAUACAUAGUAGAAAAGUAUGCAAUAAAUUAACUUCAUGGAUGAUUCGUUUACCGUACAAGCCAGAGAGACUAGUAUACAGUAGAUAGUAUAAGGCGUAGGGUCCGUGGGUACAUAAACUCGUCUAAUAUUCUCUAUUUUAACCUUUUUUUUGUUAUAUUCAUCUAAACAAGUGAAAGAAAAUAUAAUAGGUGAUUAUUCACUCUAAAUUCCUUUAAAAGGUGGUCUUAAAAAUACUAAAAAGAUUUUAGUCUACUGCAAAGAUGGUUCACCUUUAUCAACAUUGGCGAUAUUAGAAUUUCUUAUGUGUGAUAGAAAUAUCAAUUUAAGGAAGGCCUAUACUCAAAUGUUAGGAGGAGCUUCAUCUCUUAUGGUGCCUGUUAAUGGACAAUUACAAAAUAUAUUACAAAACUUGGAAAAAAGAUUAGUGGAUAAAGAUAAACAGUCUUGCUGUUUCGAUCAACAAGAACCUUCAUUUACUUUACCAAAGCAUGCCUGGGUGGAUUAAAAUGACUAAUAAAAUUUGCUGCAUGCUUCGGUGUCUGUACUGUCUUUAUGCAAUGUUAUCUUUAUAAAGAAUCAAUUAGCAGUAUUUAUUUGAACUCUCUAAAUCAUAUAUAGAUACGUAUAUACGUAUAUACUGCAUAUAUAUACGUAUACACUGCAUAUAUAUAUGUACGACAUAUUUAAUUACAAG
Dimorphilus gyrociliatus is the source of this 2559-nucleotide messenger RNA. Lineage: Eukaryota; Metazoa; Annelida; Polychaeta; Dinophilidae. The record is from the annotation of a GenBank genome assembly.